Molecule: messenger RNA, 1176 nt
Organism: Phaeoacremonium minimum UCRPA7
Lineage: Eukaryota; Fungi; Ascomycota; Sordariomycetes; Togniniales; Togniniaceae
Product: putative 26s protease subunit rpt4 protein
Exons: 4
Coding region: 1-1176 (391 amino acids)
Biological process (GO): positive regulation of RNA polymerase II transcription preinitiation complex assembly
Cellular component (GO): cytosolic proteasome complex; proteasome regulatory particle, base subcomplex
Molecular function (GO): ATP hydrolysis activity; proteasome-activating activity; ATP binding
Source: RefSeq, a predicted model, not a curated record
AUGUCCUCCGACGAAGAGCGGCAACACGCCCUCGCGGCUUUUAAGGACAAGCUCAUCGAGUCAAGAGAAUGGGAAGCAAAGUUGAAGAACCUGCGGCUGGAGAUCAAGGGCCUGCAAAGGGACUUCGAUCAGACCGAAGAGAACAUCAAGGCGCUGCAAAGCGUCGGCCAGAUCAUCGGAGAAGUGUUAAAACAGCUGGACGAUGAGAGAUUCAUCGUCAAAGCCUCUUCAGGUCCUCGAUAUGUGGUCGGGUGUAGAUCAAAAGUCGACAAGAUCAAGUUGAAGCAGGGAACCCGCGUAGCACUCGAUAUGACAACUCUCACAAUCAUGCGCAUGCUACCACGAGAGGUAGACCCGCUCGUCUACAACAUGUCUCUCGAGGAUCCCGGCCAGGUCAGCUUUGGUGGUAUCGGAGGGUUGAACGAUCAGAUUCGAGAGCUACGUGAGGUUAUUGAGCUACCGCUAAAGAACCCAGAGCUGUUCUUGAGAGUGGGAAUCAAACCGCCCAAGGGAGUGCUGCUGUAUGGACCCCCUGGAACUGGCAAAACCUUGCUCGCGAGAGCUGUCGCGAGUAGUCUGGAGACAAAUUUCCUGAAGGUCGUCUCCUCUGCCAUCGUCGACAAGUAUAUCGGUGAAUCUGCCCGUUUGAUUCGUGAGAUGUUCGGCUAUGCCAAGGAACACGAGCCUUGCAUCAUCUUCAUGGACGAAAUCGAUGCCAUCGGCGGCCGCCGGUUCUCCGAGGGAACGUCUGCCGAUCGUGAAAUCCAGAGGACACUAAUGGAGCUGCUCAACCAACUUGACGGUUUCGACUACCUGGGCAAGACCAAGAUUAUCAUGGCGACAAACAGACCUGACACUCUAGACCCGGCACUGCUUCGCGCAGGUCGUCUGGACCGAAAGAUCGAAAUUCCUCUACCGAACGAGGUGGGCCGAUUAGAAAUUCUCAAGAUCCACGCGGCAGGCGUCGUCACGGAGGGAGAUAUCGACUUCGAGAGUGUGGUGAAGAUGAGCGAUGGCCUGAACGGCGCCGAUUUGCGUAACGUCGUUACCGAAGCGGGUCUAUUUGCUAUCAAGGACUACCGAGAUGCUGUAAAUCAGGACGAUUUCAACAAGGCAGUCCGGAAGCUUGCUGAGGCGAAGAAACUCGAGGGGAAGCUAGAGUACCAGAAGUUGUAA